This is a messenger RNA of Hemiscyllium ocellatum (epaulette shark), 1197 nucleotides long. RefSeq names its product CMRF35-like molecule 7. The transcript has 5 exons. The record is from RefSeq and is a predicted model, not a curated record. The coding region runs from base 58 to 576 and encodes 172 amino acids. Lineage: Eukaryota; Metazoa; Chordata; Chondrichthyes; Orectolobiformes; Hemiscylliidae.
CUGAGUGAAGGGAUAAAGUAAGAACAAUUCUAUAACUUUCUUUGCGUCACUUAAAAUAUGGAUUUUACAUUCCAUCUCUUCAUGCUGUCCUUCUCGGUUUCAGGCGCCAUCCUAACUGGACCUGCUGUCAUAAAUGGAUCAGUGGGACAAUCCAUUAUCAUCAGGUGUAAAUACAACAAACAUUACAGCAGUUCUCCAAAGUACUGGUGCAAAGGUGACAACAGGGAAGACUGCGUAAUUUUAGUCAAAACCCAACAUUCGAGGAAGACAAAUUCUGAUGGAAGAAUAACCAUAGAAACUGACAAUGACGCAGGAGAAUUCUUAGUCAUGAUGGACCGCUUAACAAAGAAUGACCAAGGCAUGUACUGGUGUGGAAUUGCAAGGUUUUUGUGGGACUUGUUGAGUCCUGUGGAACUUAAUGUUAUUGAAGAUCCCAAGGUAUCUCUUUCAGGCUCGCCAGCAGAAGAGGAAGUUCUGAGGCAAAAUUCUAUGUGUUAUUUUAUCUGGAGCAUUUUACGUUGGUUUUUCUUUGCCAUUCUCCUCAUCUGGGCCAUUUUAAUCAAACUGAAAAUAUAGAUGAUGAAAUACUGGACAAUAGGAUUUGUAACUUCAGCUGACUGUAUUAUCAGGACCCUCAGUGCUUUAAAGUGUGGCCUGGCAAUUGAACAACAAAACCAUUUUCGCCAUUUGCCACAUGUAUGGAUGGACUCACUGGGUAAUAUUAUGUAAUAACCCUGCUGUGUUCUUUCAAAAUCAUUCAUUCUUUUCAAGGACCAAGAUAACCAAGUGCAGGGUAAACACUGCAUAUAGGUCCAGUUGCUGUAUAAUUUGAAAAUACCAACAAGGUUAGGUCAACCCUCAGUGAUAGAGGAGAGCUGAGUAGUUCCAACAAAGCCAGAAGGUGGAACAUUGAAAAAAUUACUUGGAUCUCCACAAAUUUAAGGGGAAACUUCUCUUCCCACAGCUAUUCGAUGGCAGAGAUUCAUUUGAGUGAUGGAUUUCUGCAGUAGUGCCUGAACUACAGUCCCAUGUUUCAAUUUCCAUUAAUGAAUGGAUGUAUGAGGUCUUACACGAAUGACGAUUUCUAAGCUUGUAAGUUUAAAUGGAGGCGACAACACUAAUGACCAUCAUUAGUUUAUACACAAUAAAGACGGAUAGAUUAAUAAUGGAUGUUUGUCAAAGCAUCAAUUCUUCAUC